AUGGGGGCGGAGGCCGAAGGAAUCCCCACGGCAGCAGCGGUGAAGGCCGAGACCGCGACCUGCGGUGGCAGCACCGGCGGCCGCGCGGGCAUCUGGGCGGCAGGGAUGGGUCGGGGGAGGCAGUUCCGGGGUACCAUUGCGGAGCAGGCCGGCAUCCGCGGACCCAGGUCAGAGCAAGCAGAUCCGGGGCGGAGGAAGCCGAAUGGCGGCUGCCUACGUGUCAGCACUGGGCGCGCUACUCGCCCUGGCGUCGUCAUCCUUUUCUCCUCAACAAUACGCAGUACACGGCCAAGUCCUCGUGCCCGGCGACGACGCUCUCGCGGCGCUGGCCGCGGCGGGGAAGCUGCGCACGGACGCGGCCGGUCCACGGACUUCGGCAACAUCACGUCCGCCGCCUUGCUGUUCCCUUCGUCCCCGGCGGACAUCGCGGCCCUGCUCCGGGCCGCGCCGGGGACGACGGUCUCGUUCCGGGGCCGCGGCCACUCCGUCAUGGGCCAGGCCCUGGCCCCCGGCGGCGUGGUCGUCGACAUGCCGUCCCUGGGCCUGCCGGGAGCGGCAUCCGGAGCGCGCAUCAACGUGUCCGCGGACCGCGGGUACGUGGACGCGGGCGGCGAGCAGCAGUGGAUCGACGUGCUGCGGGCGUCGCUCAGGCAGGGCGUGGCGCCGCGGUCGUGGACGGACUACCUGCGGCUCACCGUGGGCGGCACGCUCUCCAACGCCGGCAUCAGCGGCCAGGCCUUCCGCCACGGCCCGCAGAUCUCCAACGUCCUCGAGCUCGACGUCAUCACCGGCAACGGCGAGACGGUGACUUGCUCCAAGGCCCAAAACGCGGACCUGUUCGACGCGGCGCUAGGCGGGCUGGGCCAGUUCGGCGUCAUCGUCAGGGCUCGGAUCGUGCUCAUCUAUACUCACAGCAAUAGAAAAUCUAAAUGAAAGAUUACACUUGUUUUAUAAAGACUGUGUAGUAUAUUAUUUCAUAUGUGUAUAAAUCAAACCAAUUCUUGCUA
This is a messenger RNA of Brachypodium distachyon (stiff brome), 1007 nucleotides long. RefSeq names its product cytokinin dehydrogenase 1. The transcript is spliced from 3 exons. Gene Ontology annotation, molecular function: FAD binding; oxidoreductase activity. Bases 1 to 933 code for a protein of 310 amino acids. NCBI's taxonomy places the organism in Eukaryota, Viridiplantae, Streptophyta, Magnoliopsida, Poales, Poaceae. The record is from RefSeq and is a predicted model, not a curated record.